AUGCUCAACGCAGACCCUCAACGCGAAACACCCUUUGAGCGUAUGAAAUCCUCCAUCGCCGAGGCAAUGCAACCCGGAGACACAAAAUCAACCCUCCACCGUCUCCCACCAGACGAGCAGGAAUCAAUCCUCCCACUGAAAGAGGAUGAGAAACCGCUUUACGGGCAGAGACAGAGUACUGAGUUUUCUGGUAUUGGAUCUAGUAGUUCUGCGGGAGCGACGACUAGUAAGAAGGAUCAGGGGAUGAUGGCUUCGGCGGGUGAAAUGGUUGGGAAGGCUUUGGGGAGGAAGUAA
Molecule: messenger RNA, 294 nt
Organism: Talaromyces stipitatus ATCC 10500
Lineage: Eukaryota; Fungi; Ascomycota; Eurotiomycetes; Eurotiales; Trichocomaceae
Exons: 2
Coding region: 1-294 (97 amino acids)
Source: RefSeq, a predicted model, not a curated record